UUAACCUUUAUCACUUUUUCUUUUUUUUUUUGUUAGAUAUUUAACCUUUGUUUCUUCUCUCAGCAGAACCCUAAAAGCCUCUGCUUUUAUUCUUCCUCUUUGAAGCUCCUUCAAUGGCUACUCAAAUGGCGGCCAUUACCAUCGGGGGAAAAGGUUCUUCUCUCUCCUCUACAUCAAUUUACUUUGUAUCAAAUAAGCUCGCUGAGGUACGUAUUGAUUCUUCCAUUCUUGAUAAACUAUCAUCAUCUUCAACCUCAUCAAUAAAAAAUCCAUCUCCUUCAAUCAAGUACCAGAUAUCAUUUCCUCAAUUUCUAACCCUAGAAGAAGUACGAGCUUCUUCAACAGUUUUCUUGUCGAAGCUCGUACUCUCUAGCUCCCCAAUUCGUGUUGAUUUACCCAAUUUGAUAUGCCAAACCCUAAAUUCGAAUUUAGAUUUUGAAUCGACUUCUUUAAAUUUUAAAUCAAUUGAUGUUACUGAAGAGGAAAAAUGUGUGCUGGAUACUUGUUUAUCUGUGUCUAUAUUGGAUGGUAUUUGUGCGUUGUUAGACUACGGAGCGUCGCGUUUAUCCCUUGUAUCGGAAGCUGUGGCGGCUUUGUCGUGUGAGACGUCCAAAGCGAAGGAUUCCGCUUUUAAUUUGGUUGAUUCAGGGGAUGGUAAGUGUUUGAAGGAUGAAGCUGGUGUUGCUAGUGAUCUAAAGAUUUUGCUUAAUGGGUCUAAAUUGGUUGGUAAGGUUGAGAUUGAUGCAGUUUCCAGUAUUCCUGAAAUAUAUGGGAGUUUGAGGGAAGCUGUAAGGGUAGUGCAUUCGAGAGUGAGGGUGCAACUGAAUUCAGUGGGGAAGGGUGUGAUUAGUGGAGUAGGAAAGGCAUGGGAAGGGGCAUUGGUGGCUUUGGCAGCGCCACUUCGGAGUUUGGGGGAAAGUAGUUUGAUUCGAUUGGGUUUGAAUGUUAGUGGUGUUGGUAGUGAUGGGUUGAGGUCGAGUUUGAAACUUCUUAUUGAUGAGAAGUGUCCCACUGAGCAGAGUUUAAAAAAUGCUUUCAAGCUAGGUUUAGAUGCUGCAUUUGAGAUGAAUUAUGCUCAAUUUGUGCACAAUGUUUAUGAAUUGUUUUGUUUGGUGAUGACUGUGGUUGCUUGGGAGAUGAUAACUGCUAUUGUUGCACUGGAGGGAAGUGAAUUGCUCGGUAAGCAGGUUUUUGCUGCUAACUCCGAGGAUACAAAAAUGGAUAAGAGGAGUGAUAAGAAGAAAAAGGUUUUAGGAAAGGGUACAUCGGCUGUUCUACAACUUAUUAGGGAGAGAUUGCAGGGUGUUAUAGUAGAUGGAGUUGAUGAGUCUGCUAACUUACAAAACUUGACUGAGAAUCUUUGCUUAUUUUUGGAUCCCAAGGUUCCUGUCUUUAGCGAUUUCUUAGAGAAGAUAAAAGAAAUUGUAGAAAGCAAUGAAAGCAGAAGACUCCCAAAACUUGCGAAGGGUACACGUGAUUUUGCUAAAGAACAGAUGGUAGUCAGGGAAAAAGCAUUUUCAAUCAUUACAGAUGUUUUCAAGAGGCACGGUGCAAUGGCUCUGGAUACUCCUGUUUUUGAAUUAAGAGAAACUUUGAUGGGAAAAUAUGGAGAGGAUUCAAAAUUGAUUUAUGAUUUGGCUGAUCAGGGCGGAGAGCUUUGUUCUUUGCGAUAUGACUUAACUGUACCAUUUGCACGAUAUGUGGCGAUGAAUAGUCUUACAUCAUUCAAAAGAUACCAAAUUGCUAAAGUUUACAGAAGGGACAAUCCAUCUAAAGGAAGAUAUCGUGAAUUUUAUCAAUGUGAUUUUGAUAUUGCUGGCCAGUUUGAGAAGAUGGGGCCUGAUUUUGAGGUGGUUAAAAUUUUGACCGAGCUUCUUGAUGAAUUGAACAUUGGAGACUAUGAGGUAAAGUUGAAUCAUCGCAAGUUGCUGGAUGGAAUGUUAGAUAUUUGUGGGGUUCCUCCAGAAAAAUUUAGGACAAUUUGUUCAAGUAUUGACAAGCUGGACAAACAGUCGUUUGAGCAAAUAAAAAGGGAGAUGGUGGAGGAAAAGGGUUUAACUGCAGAGACAGCUGAUAGGAUUGGUAGUUUUGUGAAGGAAAGGGGAUCUCCUCUGGAACUACUUAUGAAGCUCAAACAGGAAGGCAGUGAGUUUUUGAAACAUGAAGGUUCAGCCCUUGCACUGGAUGAAUUGGAGGUUUUGUUCAAAGCUUUGGAUAAAUCAAAGUGCAUAGAUAAAAUAGUUUUCGAUUUAAGUCUUGCAAGAGGUCUUGAUUACUAUACUGGGGUGAUAUACGAAGCUGUCUUCAAAGGGACAACACAGGUCGGAUCAAUUGCUGCUGGUGGACGCUAUGACAAUCUUAUAGGGAUGUUUGGUUCCAAGCAGGUUCCAGCAGUUGGUGUCAGCCUGGGAAUAGAACGUGUAUUUGCUAUAAUGGAGCAGAAUCAGAAAGAGCAAAAUCAGGUAGUAAGAGCUAAUGAAACCCAGGUUUUGGUGGGUGUUAUGGGAGAUGACUUGAGUUUAGCCGUUGAAUAUGUGAACAAACUAUGGAGUGCCAAAAUAAAAGCAGAAUUUAUGCUAGUAAAAAAGGUUUUCAAAAUCUUCGAACGCGCAGAAUCAUCUGGUAUCCCAUUUGCCGUCAUGAUUGGUAAGCAGGAAUUGGAAGCGGGGAUGGUGAAAGUUAGGGACGUAAAGGCCAAGAAGGAGGAUUUAAUCCCUAGAGAUCAAAUGGUUAUGGAGGUUCUUAACAGAUUAAGUGCCUCAUCCUGAAACAGCAAACGCUGUGAUUUUUUGCGUUUUUGGUACAUUUUUUUGUUCUAUACAAAGCAGUUUCGGAUAUCUAUAAUCAAUGGAUUAACGCGGACUAUAAACACAGAUUUACGCGCUGUAUUAGGUUAGAAUUUUUUGUUUUCCUUUUAACCUUUUAUUAUUCUGUUAACUUCCUACUUUAUUUUUAAACUAGUUAAUCGGAAAAUAUAAAAAUAUUUCAAGCCUGCCUUUGAUUUUAGGGUUAUUUUACUCUUUUAUAGCUGUUGGGGUUACACGGGUAUAACGGGCAGCUGAAUUUUAUCAAAAAGUGGCCUAUGACCUGACCCAGGAUGGUUGGAUUUUCAACUUAGAAACUUUUUUUCUUAGAUUUGACUCAUUUAAACUUUGGGUUGUCGAGUAGGUCAAGCGGAUCAAGUGCUUUAAAAACCCCUACCAUUCAUUAGCUUUUGGGCAAACUAGUGAAGCAGUAACACUCUUAUACAUUGAAUUCAUUAGUAUUUUUAAGUACGUUCUCUUAAAUUUUAAGGGGUUUAAAUUUGAGUGUGUUACAUAUUUGAAUAGAAUUAAUAUGUUAUGAUACCUCAGUAAAUUGUACUAUUAUCGUGUCAAAAGAAACUCAUUUUAAACAAUUCGACCCGAUAUCCAAUAAGUGUUUUAACUUUGAAAGAUAAAAA
Messenger RNA from Amaranthus tricolor (Joseph's coat), 3442 nucleotides. RefSeq names its product histidine--tRNA ligase, cytoplasmic. Gene Ontology annotation, biological process: histidyl-tRNA aminoacylation; mitochondrial translation. NCBI's taxonomy places the organism in Eukaryota, Viridiplantae, Streptophyta, Magnoliopsida, Caryophyllales, Amaranthaceae. The transcript is spliced from 7 exons. Gene Ontology annotation, cellular component: mitochondrion. Bases 114 to 2768 code for a protein of 884 amino acids. Gene Ontology annotation, molecular function: ATP binding; histidine-tRNA ligase activity. The record is from RefSeq and is a predicted model, not a curated record.